Aureobasidium subglaciale EXF-2481 is the source of this 542-nucleotide messenger RNA. RefSeq lists its product as uncharacterized. NCBI's taxonomy places the organism in Eukaryota, Fungi, Ascomycota, Dothideomycetes, Dothideales, Saccotheciaceae. The record is from RefSeq and is a predicted model, not a curated record. The transcript has a single exon. Bases 146 to 439 code for a protein of 97 amino acids.
UGCAGGAGCGUUGUCCUAUUCAUGACCAAAACAUGAAACUUGUAUCAGUAACGACAGCACGAUUGAUUCCCAGGAACCGAGGAUUCCAUUUUCCUCAACCUCUUCAUUUCUCUUUUUUUUUUGCUCUAUCUCUAUUUUGGUGACGAUGAAGGAUCAUUGUUCACGAGAGAUGGCCGGAUUGGGCAUUAUUGUCUUGUUUUCUUGCUCCUAUCUCGAUUUUCAUCUUUGCUCGGCGAUUGGUCCAAGUGAAUUGGCCCAUGGGGUCGAUGGCGUUGGUCAUGGGAUAAAUGGCAUAUUUUCUUGGUUUCGGAGCGAGCGUGUGGUCGGUGACCACGUGGCGCAGGCGUUACAAUUGGCAUGGGAGCACAUGUCGGAUGUCAAGGAUCAUAAGGCGGCAGCAUUCAUGGAAGCCACAGGCAAGGGGAGAAUAGGCGCGUAGCUAAGAUGGCGAGAAUUGAGUGAUAUUGAGAAGCUGAAACACAUGGGCCUGUGCACCAGUGCUUGUCGACCUGGUGAUAAUUGAUGUUAUUCUAAGCUUUGUG